AAGUAGUAUAAACACGGUGGGCGAAGAGGACAUGGGAUUUCUUACAAUUUAUACGAAUAAGGCUGUGUAAAUCGUUAUAAUCGCUUUGGAAGAUGAACUCGUUGCCGUUUACCAGAGGUGGGGACCUUCUGCGAGCAAGAGGGCGUGAUCAGCUCCUUCCGUCCUGGGGGCAGAAAGAAGUUGAUCCGUCUGGUUCAUGGCUUGAGGAGAAACAUAUAGACGCACGACUCCGUGAUCGGCAGAUGCUCCUGGAAGAACCCAAAUUCGCAAGACGAGAUGCAAUGGCGUGUGGAGAAUGGUUAGCAGAGUCAAGGAUGGUUCGAAUUGUGCAUGAAGCAGGGGACUUUUGGCAACAUAUGGGAGCCGAGACAGAUAUUGGGAAGUGCCUGUAUCCCGAAGAAUCAAUUUAUUUGAUAGAAACGGGUGAACUAGAAGUGACAUAUGGUGAUAUGCCACUCAGCAUACAACAGGCACAGACUUUAAUGCUCCAAGAUGCUCACCAAAUGGACAUGUAUAUAGUAUAUACUCACCUGACGCGCAAUGGUUGUAAGGUGAUUCGGCAUCAGCCACACCUUUUAUUUACAAGAUAUGAGAAGGUUAUAAGGUUAGAUCAGCACCAAGCAACAAGAAAAACAGCAAAGUUACAGCUCAAAGCCAAAAUGGACAAAGCAGAGACCAAAGAUGUUAAUUGUGAUAGCUCAAAUCAGGAAGGCAUGGAUGAUGCAUUAGCUGAAUUUUAUGCCAGUCUAGAUGGUGCCACUCCUUGUUCUUCAGAAUCUAAAGAUAAUGAUCAGGGAGCAGAAAAAGUAUCACAAAAUGAGAAAGGAACCUCUCAGAAAAAGCGAGAAAGAACUGACUCUUCAGAACUCAGUGAAUAUGAACAUAUUCGAAGGACCUUUUUAGGUCUUUUCCCUAAUGUAGUGGGUAGAAGAAUUAUGAAUGUAUCGGUAGAGUCAUCAGACUUACUUCCUGCUAAUAGCAUACCUCAUAAAGAUUGCUAUGAAAUAUCAUUGGAGGCCUUAAAUUACUAUAGCAAAUAUGAUGAUUCUUCAUAUGAACCUGAUAGAUUCUACCAUAGUAGCAACCGUCAUAAAGACAGAGGAAAAGAUUUCCAUUAUGAAAACAGUAGAGGAGAUGAUUGGAGACAUGGCAGAGGUAACAGCAGGUGGAGCAGAGACAGAAGCACAUCGCAAGGGAGAAGAGAUUGGUCUGGUAACCAAAGGCACAACGGGAAUGGUAAUGAUUGGCACAGGGAUUCCAGGGGCACCCCGGAGCCUUGGAGAGACUCCCCAGAGUACCAUCAAAGCAAGAGGAAUAGAGAUUGGCACCAGCAUGAUGACAGAUGGUCUUAUGACACGUCCCAGUAUAGUAUGUACCAGGAGGAGGAAUGCAUGAACAGAAGCCCUUAUAGGAGUUCUCAAAAAGGUGAUAUUGAUAUGAGCACUAGACCAGCGUGGAAAAUAGGAAAGCGAAGGAAACAAAAGCACCAACGCGACUACUACCCAAGCUGUCUGGUAAAGUUGCAUGUGAAAGUGGAUUCAUGGAAAGAGUACAAAAGGAUUUUGAAGGAAACUUCCGCAGAAAAACUAUUGCUUGAAGGGCCCGGGCGUGCGCUCUGGAGAGGCCACACAGUCCCUCUCAUAAAACCAGGAAUGGCUGCUAGUACACAAUCAGUCCUUGCAGCUUGCAGUUUGGUGCAUGAAACCACCAAUGUCAAUGACAGAGAGUGGAAGAUUCCCAAAGAACUUCAACUGAGUUUCCAUUUUGAUGUCUACCUCCCAAAUGUGCCAUACAGAAAGUCCCAGCCAUCGCAGCCUAGCAAAAGGAUCACCAUCUUAAGAGAUGGCCAAAACCCAACACCAGGACAGAUACUAGACAUAACGACAAGAUUUCACGACGAUGUUCCAGUUGUCUGUGCUGUUGUUGUCUGCGGGGAAGUUCGACUGUACACUUUAUCUCCUGUAAAUAUCCCUCAGCCGAGUGUGUCAGCUUAAGUCCUAUUUUGUGCAAUUUUUUAUUUUUAUUUUAUUUUGCCAUUUUAAUGUGUGAAAACUUGUUUCACAGUGAUAUAUUUCAAAUACAAAGUACAAACUUAUUUUUGCAGACUUUAAAAUAAAUUAAUUGAUAUAUGUA
Penaeus indicus is the source of this 2133-nucleotide messenger RNA. It is a transcript of the gene Tsen54, whose product is annotated as tRNA-splicing endonuclease subunit Sen54-like. The transcript is spliced from 8 exons. Gene Ontology annotation, biological process: tRNA-type intron splice site recognition and cleavage. Bases 93 to 1994 code for a protein of 633 amino acids. The record is from RefSeq and is a predicted model, not a curated record. Gene Ontology annotation, cellular component: tRNA-intron endonuclease complex. Lineage: Eukaryota; Metazoa; Arthropoda; Malacostraca; Decapoda; Penaeidae.